This is a messenger RNA of Postia placenta MAD-698-R-SB12, 672 nucleotides long. RefSeq lists its product as hypothetical. The record is from RefSeq and is a predicted model, not a curated record. The transcript is spliced from 2 exons. Lineage: Eukaryota; Fungi; Basidiomycota; Agaricomycetes; Polyporales; Adustoporiaceae. Bases 1 to 672 code for a protein of 223 amino acids.
AUGGCCACCCGAACAGGUCAAAGUAAUCCCAUACCGAUCCCUGGUCAUUCGACGGCAUCCAGCCACGCGCACAGUCAUGUCGAUCUCGCAGAGUCCUCUUCCAGCUCCGGCAGGAGCUCUCGCCCUCAAUCGGAUGGUAGCGAGCGCAGCGAUGGUAGCUCAGAUUUGAUAUUUGGCCCCAUGGACAUGACUCCGCCAUCGACGAGCCCUGUGCCCUCGAGAAGCAGCUGGGAUAGUGGUCAGCAGUUCCCAUUGUCGACGAUUCCUCCAAACAAUUCUGCACGGUCGACGUGUGCUUCGUGCACGCGGCCGGUCCCCCCUGGCUGCACGCUAUGUGAAGUAUGCCUCAGCCACGCAGCGAGCGCUUCCGGUAUGAACUCCCAUUCGACUACAAGGCCCGUCAGUGGCCGUCGAUGGUCGGGAGAAUUCUCGCAGCAGGUUGUCCCGGGAACGUCUCAAUCAGAUAAUCGACGCAGCAGUGACAGGCAGAUGCGAACGAGAAUACCCCUCGUCACCCGAAUGGACGCCACGCACCCUCCACCAACACCCAAUAUGCUUCCUCACAACGCGGGAGGUCGUAGCUCGCUAGCUCCCUCUGUGCUUUCGGCUCAGACUCAAUGCAAACAAACAAAGCAUCGCUCGUAUGACGGCACUUCGAAUGUUUUCGGCUGA